Cercopithifilaria johnstoni is the source of this 2916-nucleotide messenger RNA. Lineage: Eukaryota; Metazoa; Nematoda; Chromadorea; Rhabditida; Onchocercidae. The record is from the annotation of a GenBank genome assembly.
AUGUUGCGUUUUCUCCGAAGUCACAUACAUCCUGCUGGGGAUUUCAGGAACGCCGAUGUCCACGACUUUUUUGAGUAUAAUCCUGUUAGUGAUGUCUCAUUAGUUACUCAUUUCCUUCUGUCAGUUGUCUCUUACAGGAGUUUGCGGCAUGGAUUCCCGCAGUUGGUGUCAUCAUUGGCGUACGAUUACAUACUGGGUCUUAUGGCGGUAGGUACCAGUGAUGGACAAGUUCGAAUAUUCGGAGCAGAAAACGUGGAAUGGAGUUCAACGACACCUCGAAAUACCGCCAUUGCUCAUAUGUACUUUGCUGCAGGCCUGGGCACUCUUAUUGUUCUUUGCUCGGAUCAGUCUUUUCAUAAAUUUCAAGUUGCUGGUGACAUAAUUGAGCGUACCACUGUUACUACUGAAGACAGGUUGAAACGAAUAACGUGCUGUGAAAUGCAAAAUGUGCAAAACCCAGCGAAUGCCCGUCUGUUCAUUGGUACUAUCACGGGUAACAUAUUUGGAUUGUGCGCUGCUUCGCUCGAGUUUUCCGAAGUAUUACUUUUUGAGGAGACAAUUGUGAAAAGCAUCAACCCUUCAAAAGACGUUGGAAGAUCCGCUAAUCAGCUUAUGGUGAAUCCGAUUGAUGCUAAUCAAGUUCUUAUUGCAUUCAAUAAUCAUAUCAUUGUUCAUUACAAUUUGCUGAGCAGUGAAGUGUUACACCAUUGGACUGUUCAGCAAGCAAUUACUAGUUUAGCAUGGCAUGUUGAUGGAGAAUAUUUCAUUUGUUCUCACAGUGAUGGGUCAUUAGGCACAUGGAAGAUUCAGUGUAUGGAACCUGCGGAAGCAUCCGUCAUACCAUUCGGUCCAUUUCCAUGUACUUCUAUUAACAAAAUACGAUGGAUAUGUGCAUCCAGCCACCCGUCACCGCUCAAGUUAUACACCGGCGGAAUGCCACGUGCUUCUUAUGGUGAUCACUACACAUUAACAGCAAUGAGAGAAGGAAAAAAGGUGGUAUUCGAUUUUAGCAGCGCUGUUGUUGACUUUGUUGUUGUGCCUUCACUACAAAAUCAGAAAGAUGCGGAUUACAAAAAUUGCUUGGCACUGAUGGUACUUUGUGAGCAGGAACUCGUGUGUAUCGAUUUGACCGAUGGAAGCUGGCCACUUCUUAAUUUGCCGUAUUUGCAGUCGAUUCAUUCAUCCCAGAUUACAUGUGUUAUGCACUACUCCAAUAUUGAAGAGCAUGUAUGGAAGGGAGUGAUUAAGGCCAGCGAAACCCAAAAUAAAUUGUCAUCGAAGUGUAAGUGGCCUGUUCAUGCUGGCGGCGAUGCUCAGACACCUGCUCCCUGCGCUUCUACGAACGCAGAAAAACGGCAACUUUUAAUUACAGGACACGAAGACGGUACUGUGAAAUUCUGGUCAACUGGUUCUAUCAGUUUGCGUUAUUUAUUGAAAAUUAAUACAGCUAAAGAAUUUGAAGGCUGCUUUUCAGUAGACAGUGGCACAGAUAGAACAGAAUAUGAGUCUGAAAGUAGUUCAAUUGAAAUUUCCAAUAACGGAACGUCCGAUGAAGAUUCCAGUGAAAUUACUGAUUGGCCUCCUUUUCGCAAGGUUGGAACAUACGAUCCAUUUUGUGAUGAUCCACGUUUAGCCAUACAGAGAGUCUAUUUUGAUGUGAGCAGCGGACGGUUGGUAAUAGGUGGUCGUGCCGGUCAUGUUAUCGUAUAUGAUUUGGAUGAUGAACCAUCGGCAGCAUUGACCGUAAUGCGAACAGAAUAUGAGGUUGCAGAAAAGUCGAAGUUGCCAGCGAACAUCAACCAGCAAGCUUUGCCUCCUAGAGGAGCUCCACUGGCAUACCCAGUUGGAUAUCAACCCUUCAAAACUGAUCAGAAUCGAAGCUAUCUUAUUCAGUUACGUCCACCAGUUGCAAUAACAGCAGUAGCAUCUUUCCGGUCACGCAAUCUUUUAGCAUUUGGAUGCGAGUACGGCUUUGUGAUGUGUGAUUUGAAAACUCAAGCAACGCUUAUAUCCAGAUGCCUGAUUACUUUAAAAGAGUUAACAGACGCAAGUACAUUAUCAAGGUUUAAAAGCAUGAAAAAGUCGAUCCGUCAGUCUUUUCGUCGCAAAAAAAAAGUUCCACAAGGUGGAACUCAUUUCAUUGAACCAGCAUGCGCAGUAACUAAUGAUGACCUCGAUCAAGUGAGGCCCGUUGAACGUCAAAUUAUUUCUCGAACCGAGGCACCUAUCAACGUUGGUGAUCCUGCCGUUUCUGCGGUCCGAGUACUUAGGUUCUUCCAUACAAACAUUCUUUCUACCGCUUUCUGCACCGAUAGCCUUUGGAUUGGAACAAAUGGUGGAGUGAUAUUUGCUUAUGCAAUAUCAGAUGAUGCACUAAAACCAGAAGAUGUUUGUGUUCUCGUGAAGGAAGUGCAAUUGCAACAUCGAGCUCCAGUUAUUGAUUUCACCUGUGCAGCUGUUGAUGGGUCUCAACUUAUAAAGGGUUUGAUAGGUACAGAAAGGCUGAUCAUUUAUACCGAAGAGCAAAUUAAAACGUUCGCGCUUCCAACAAUGAAACCAACCAGAUUUCGAUAUAAAUUUACUGGUGUGGAAGGCUCACGAAUUAGAAAGGCACAGCUUCUUACAUUACGAUCAUCUACAAAUCGAAAAUUGUAUGAAAAAUUCAUUGUUAUCAUCACCAAUCAAGGCGAACUGUUUUUGUUUUCUGCGCUAACUAUUAAACAGUAUUUGAAAAUUAACUUCACAAAGGCUUCUGACGUUGAGGGAAUCGCUUCAGCUGUUUUAUCUGAAAAUGGUGAAAUAUUUUUUCUACGUCCAGGAGCUAGUGAAUUUCAACGCGCUUCUCUUGCAGCUUUGCAGCACAAUAAUUUGAUUUCGCCUCUUAAGGAUAGCGGUUUUCCAAAACUUAAUUAUUAG